Magnolia sinica is the source of this 1022-nucleotide messenger RNA. RefSeq lists its product as uncharacterized. The coding region runs from base 108 to 791 and encodes 227 amino acids. Lineage: Eukaryota; Viridiplantae; Streptophyta; Magnoliopsida; Magnoliales; Magnoliaceae. The transcript is spliced from 11 exons. Gene Ontology annotation, biological process: negative regulation of transcription by RNA polymerase III. The record is from RefSeq and is a predicted model, not a curated record. Gene Ontology annotation, molecular function: RNA polymerase III core binding. Gene Ontology annotation, cellular component: nucleus.
GAGGGAGAGAGAGGGAAGAAAAAACCGAAAUUCCAGAGAAUCGUAGGAAAAGAUCGGGAAAACGCCAAGCAAUUCAAGAACCUUCAACUCACGAACGGAUCCUCAGAAUGAAGUUCUUGGAGUACACUCCUUUGGAUAGCAUAAAUUUUUUCCUGAGUCACGUUAGUCUUGGAGAAUGCACUCUCAAAGGAAAUCUGGAAGCUUACUCAUGCAAACAUACGGGACUGGAUAGGAAGCUGUCUCUCAGCUUGGAGCAUGAGAUUCUUGAUUACCUUGGGCGAUCAUCAGAUAGUGACUCCCCAUCACCAACAGAUUACUUAUCUAGUAGAUCAAGCCGGAAGACAUUGAUUUACUUGGUUUUGACACUCGGUCAUAUGUAUCCAGAUUAUGACUUCAGUGCUGUGCAAGCUCACCAUUUCUUCAGAGAGGAAGGAUGGGAAAGUUUCAAGCAGAUAUUCGACACCUACAUGUUUGAAGCGUCGAAGGAAUGGACUGUGGCAAAUGGUGGCGGUUCCCUGUUGGAAAGCCUGUCCAAAGCUGUUGAUGAGGUUGUGAAGCUAGCAGACUGUGAAAUCUACAGUUAUAAUCCUGAUUCUGAUGGAGAUCCCUUUCUGGAGAAGGGAGCCAUAUGGUCAUUCAAUUUCUUCUUCUAUAAUCGAAAGCUUAAGCGUGUCGUCAGCUUUCGUUGCUGUUGCUUAAGCAACUUGGCGGCAGAGGGUUUUCUGGUGGACGAGAUGCUCAAUGAGGAUGAUGAUGCCGAAGUGGAUAUAUUUGAUGACAUGGACAUGUGACUGACAGACUGUCUACAAUGCAACAUGCUGAUCAACUGCUUGUUGUAUGGAAUGUGAUCUAUUGUGUAUGUGUAUCAAUAGUUAAAGCACCUUCCUGUAUGAAGUAGUUAGCAAUGUAGGAGUUAAAUGCCACACUGUCUAGACCUCAAACCAAUGCAAUCACUUGUAAUGAACCUUAUUAUUUUUUUUCCAUGUGAAUUUGUACCGAACAGCCAAUGAACUGUAAAACUU